GUACCCGAGGGCAGGGCAGCUCCGGACUUCCUCAGGCUGCUCUUCUUGUCCUCCAUGUCUGUGUUCAUUCAGCUGUUGCGGCGGAAGGCAGCAGCCGCAGCAUCUCACUCACAGCGCGCUGUGCCAGCUGAAUUCUAACGACUGAACUCCCUAGGCUUCGCUAUGACACUAGGCAAAUUAUGCAGCAUUUCAAAAGCAGCAGCGUUAUCAGUCGCUAUGCUUACUUCUUACCUCAAUUUCGCCGUGAAAACAUUCCCUGCAUUUAGUUAAAUCGCGGAUUGUCGCCGAGAGCGCUAGCCUCGUUCUGCUUUCUAUUAGCUUGAAGAAGUGGCUUUUUACCAAGCAGCUACAUUUUUAGACUAUUUGUAUUGUCGUUGCGAAGAAAAGUCAUCCGGCAGACAUGGGAAUCAUUUUUACAAAGUUAUGGAGGCUGUUUAACCACCAAGAGCAUAAAGUCAUCAUUGUUGGAUUGGACAAUGCAGGAAAGACAACAAUCCUUUAUCAGUUUUCAAUGAAUGAAGUAGUUCACACCUCACCCACGAUAGGCAGCAAUGUUGAGGAGAUUGUGGUGAACAACACCCAUUUUCUCAUGUGGGAUAUAGGAGGCCAGGAAUCUUUGCGCUCUUCAUGGAAUACCUACUACACUAACACAGAGUUUGUGAUAGUUGUGGUGGACAGCACAGACAGAGAGAGGAUCUCUGUGACCAGAGAAGAGCUCUACAGAAUGCUAGCUCAUGAGGACCUUAAAAAGGCUGGUUUGUUGGUCUUCGCCAACAAGCAAGAUGUGAAAGGUUGUAUGACAGUGGCUGAAAUCUCACAGAGCCUACAGCUUACUUCUGUUAAGGACCACCAGUGGCACAUUCAGGCCUGCUGUGCUCUCACAGGGGAGGGACUGUGCCAGGGGCUGGAGUGGAUGAUGUCACGACUGCGAGUGAGAUGACUUCUGACCGUAGCAAACGGUGCACGCUCUUUCUCCUCCACACGUGGAGGCCAACUGUCGCUCACUGUGAAGGUGGCCUGGAGAUGUCACCCAGACUCAUGUCUCGAUUAAUUUAUUACAGCUCGUGAAGAACUGUGAAGAAAAAUUCCACAACUAACUAUUCAAAAGGUUCAGGAUGGGCAAAACCACAAAAACAGUGUUUUCUGCUCAGCUGCUCUCUAAAGAGUCUAACAGGAAAGAAGCAGAGGAGCAUGUGGGCUGAGCGCAUGUGUAACUGAGUGAGGCUCUGCAUGGAGUGACUUUGCAGUAUUGUCUGACUAUCUGACAUAGUAUUGCCCUGUGUGUUCAGUCCAGUAUUUACCUUGACCUUGAGCCUGUGUCUGAACCUCUCAGAGUCCAGGGCAUCGAAUAGAGUGAAAAAAAACACCAUGCAAGGGAAGUCUUCACUUCAUGUAAAAAAAAAAAAAAAAAAAAAAAGUUAAUAAAGUGUUUUUACCCAUGAAGGCUGCAGCUUUUUUGUCACUUGCCUUUUGGUGGUGCUGUGACACAUUUAUUGAUGUAAGACCUCAAUAUUUUUGUCAUUUUCUCCCCUGCUGGUUAAGAUGAUAAAGACUGUAGUGGAAAUAAUGUUUUGAUAUGCUGUUCAUAUUAAAGGUAAUGUGCACCAAGUGUUCAGUUUUCUAAUGAUCAGUUCAGUUCCAUAAUGCUUAAUAGUCUACAGUAACAUGGGCUUUUAUAUUGAGUAAUAGCCUCUUCCUUUUUUUUACUGGUCAGUUUUACUUGCAUUGCAUGGCAGAAGUAUUAACACCCCUCUUUAUCCUUUCUAAUAUUGUAGGGAUAUAACCUGAAAUUAAAAUUGGAUUUUACCAUGAUUUUUUACCGUAUGAUUUCUAUAAUAAGUCUAAAGUUUAAGGUGCAAAAUAUAGUUUUAAUUGUGACACAAUGAUUGAAAGCAAAAAUGUGUUGGUUGCAUACUGUAUGUAUUUAAAGACUUGGUCAAUAGAACCACAUUUGUCUGUAAUUACAGAUGCACAUCUGGAUUCUAAUAUUUUUCCCACUCUUCUUGGUUAAAAUUGCUCAUCUUCUUUCAGAUUGAAUGGAGACCAUUGGUGAGCAGCAGAUUUCUUUGGGCUGUUCUACCACAUUUGUAUUCUAGGAUGUUUCGAAUACAGUAAAUCCAUUUUAGCUUUAUGCUUAGUGUUAGUGACUAGAACAGGUUUUCUACUUGGGUUGUCCAGUAAUUUGCUCCAUGUGUCUUGCUCUCAAGCAAGUACUUUCUGGGGAAAUCUCCACAAUUUUGCUACCACCACCAUGCUUCACUAAGGGUAAUGUAUUCUUAGGGUGAGGCAUAGCUAAUGGUUUUGCCAAGGGCAAAAUCAAAUUUGGUCUCAUCGGACCAGAGAAAUUUUUUCCACAUCUUCCACCGUUGCCAUUCUUCUUACCACUUUUCCAUGCAGCCAAGCUUUUUGGGGUACCCAGGCUUUGCUUGUUCUAUGAUGAGCUUCUCCCAUCUGAUCUGUAUCUCUCUGCGUACUUUAGAAUUACCUUUUGCCUUUUGGCAUAUUCUAUGACUAAUGCCUUCCUUUUCUGACUUUUUGUGGAUGGCAUCGAAGCAGAGUUGUAGUUGUGCCACAUACCUUUUUUAAAUUAUGGAUUUAAUAGCACUCUCCUUGGAUGUUUUUUUAAUAACCAAAUCAUGAUUUAUACAUAUACAGGGUAUUGUCUCAGCCUUUUUUUUUUUCUUUGCUCUUCAUGGUGCUGUUUACUCUCUAACGAAUUCUGCCUUCCAUGAACAGGUGUAUUUAUACUGAUCAGGCAUAACAUUAUGACCACCUGCCUAAUAGUGUUUGUCCACCUUUUGCUGCUAAAACACACUUCUUUGUCCAGCACAGCCCACAGAUGCUCAAUUGGAUUUUGGAAUUUGGAGGCCAGGUCAACACCUUAAACUCGUUGUGCUCAUCAAACCUUUCUUGAACCAUUUUUGCUGUGUGGCAUGGUGCAUUAUCCUGCUGAAAGAGGCUACAGCCAUCAGGGAACACUGUUUCCAUGAAAGGGUGUACAUGGUCUGCAACAAUUUUUAGGUAGGUGGUAGGACCCAGGUGUUUCCCAGCAGAACAUUGCCCAAAUCAUGACACUGCCCCUGCCUGCUUGCCUUCUUCCCAUAGUGCAUCUUGGUGCCAUGUGUUCUCCAGGUAAGCGAUGCACAUGCACCUAGCCAUCCACGUGAUGUGAAAGAAAACAUGAUUCAUCAGACCAGACCACCUUCUGCUCCGUGGUCCAGUUCUGAUGCUCACUUGCUCAUUGUUCCCUCUUAGUCUUUUGGUGGUGCACAGGGGUCUGCAUGGGCACCCUGACUAGUCUGCAGCUAUGCUGCCCCAUACUCAACAAACUGCAAUGCACUGUGUAUUCUGAGACCUUUCUAUCAGAACCAGCAUUCAUUUCUUUAGCAAUUUGGGCAACAGUAGCUUGUCUGUUGGAUCGGACCACACGGGCCAGUGUUUACUCCCCACGUGCAUCAGUGAGCCUUGGCCAUUCAUGGCCCUGUUGCCGGAUGACCACUGUUCCUUCCUUGGACCACUUUUGAUACAUACUGACCACUGCGGACCGGGAACACCCCACAAGAGCUGCAGCUUUGGAGAUGCUCUGAUCCAGUCAUCUAGCCAUCACAAUUUGGCCCUUGUCAAACUCACUCAGAUCCUUACGCUUGCCCAUUUUUCCUGCUUCUAACAUCAACUUUGAGGACUAAAUGUUCACUUGCUGCCUAAUAUAUCCCACCCACUAACAGGUGCCAUGAUGAGGAGAUAAUCAGUGUUAUUCACUUCACCUGUCAUAAUGUUAUGCCUGAUCGGUAUAUAUUGAGAUGAUUGAUUUAUUUCCACACAGUUGGACCCCAUUCAACUUAUCAUGUAACUUUUGAUAGUAAAAUUAACCAUUCACCCCUCUGAACCGCCUAAAUUAAGUCAAGAAGCUUUUAUUGUCAUUUUGACCAAAUACUGCUGAUGCAGUACAAAGUGAAAUGAAACAACAUUCCAGGACUAGAAUUUGGAUUAGAAAAAUUAGUUCUAGUGCCCACAAUUAAUUACAUUUUAGAGUAGAUUCAUAACAUUAAAUCACUAAUCCUUAUUAAGUUCAAUUUCAGGUUGUAGCACUACAAAUGUUCAGGGGGUUUAAUACUUAUGGUAAGGCACUAUAUCUUGGAUGAGUAGGUGAUGUAUGGAGGAAUGCUGUACAGAGAUAACAUUUUUGUUACUGUUGAAUUCUCUGGUGCUUUAAAGAACUUGCCAGCACUUUUAAACAGAUUUAUAGCAUGUGCUUUAUUCCCACAGACUAUCAGCUGUCCAUCUUUUCAAAAUCUGUUACCUCUCUCAGAGUAAACAACUUGUUCUUCUUUAAGGGUGUUAGCAAACAUGCCUUUUUCUUUUCCCGCUGUCUGUAUUUAGCCCACUUACCUCAGUGUUUUGGCAAGUGUUUCUUUUCCACUGUCACAGGCAACAGUACUUUGAGUUCAAGUGCCAACAUAUUUGUAAUAUUUCACAUUAAUCCCCAUGACUCAUUGUUUACCAAUGACCAAGUGAUUUGACGUCUUUCUCUUCGUAGCUGGUGAUUUAAUCAUCAUGUCAUCUUACUGUUGAAUAAUAGACAUUGACGGCUCUGUCUAUUGAUGCUGUUGUUUGCAUUGCACUAAUCAAAUGAAUAGGAGUAGCCAUGUGCUCUUGAAUAAACACAAGGCAGUUCAUUUUUAUUUACUCAGAAACCACAAAGAUCAGUGGAAUGUUAUUAGAGAUUUGUGGUUUUAUUAGAAGCUUGCCGCAAUCCAAGAACAUAAAACCUGAGCUCCCUGAUGGCUGAUUUGCAGUGAUCUGGUACCUUUCCAUUCUGAUUGCUGAUGCUGUAGGAAGUGUGAGAGGAUGGACAGAGCGCACCAGAGAAGCGAUGAACCACAGCUGUUGCGGUCAUUCACUCUCUGUAGCGAUCAUCCGCACAGGAGACACAAGGAUCCACGGACUCCUGCAGGAGUGACAGGCAUCAAGAAGAAUCAUGUCAAGACAACGUCACCUGGGCUGCAGUGAAAUAGUAACCUGAUCGUCAGGUGAAUUUUAGGAGCUGCGAUAAUUUAUGAGAUGUCCUCUGUGAUGACCUGUGUUAAUAUGUUGUUAUUUAUUUAUUUAUUCAUUUAUUUAUUCAUUUAUUUGUGUGUGUGUGUGUGGGGGGGGUGUACUUGUGAUGAUUCUGCAAUAUGACACAUCACUUACACAUCCUUGGGUAAUAAAUGUCAACUAAAAUAAGACAAGGCUGCCACCUGUGCUGUUUUGCAAAGCAAAUAUUCAAUAACCCCUUAAUUAAACUGCAUAAAACUGACAUAACACUGAUGUUCUAUAUGUUGUAGUAAUUGACAAUGUCCAGUUAAAGGAAACUGUUAGCUCUCAUGUUUGAUUGAAUAACAGAUGAUGCCCCAUGCUUUUUAUUAAGCAUACUCUAGUUAACAUAUGUUUUAUGAUAUGGCAUUUCAUGAUAGCUGUCAUAACACAUCACAUGCUGCAUAUUUCAUUGUAUUUUAAAAGUAAACUACAGAAGCUUCUCUGCUGAACUUUUUCCAGGACAGAUUACACUUACAAAUUGCAUAUCUUUUUGUCUUCUAAACUUUUCCCAUUUUUUUAAACAAUACAUAUGUCCUUGUACUUUUCUGUUUCUUGCUGAAUUUCUUGUU
Molecule: messenger RNA, 5648 nt
Organism: Hemibagrus wyckioides
Lineage: Eukaryota; Metazoa; Chordata; Actinopteri; Siluriformes; Bagridae
Gene: arl5a
Product: ADP-ribosylation factor-like 5A
Exons: 6
Coding region: 401-940 (179 amino acids)
Biological process (GO): protein localization to Golgi membrane; vesicle-mediated transport; intracellular protein transport
Cellular component (GO): cytoplasm; trans-Golgi network
Molecular function (GO): GTP binding; GTPase activity
Source: RefSeq, a predicted model, not a curated record